CAUUAUAUUUUAAUGCUAUUUAAACAAUGAAAUGAAAAAGGAACUAGGAUCCGCCCUCGACAGGCAUUAAUCCUGUGUUAAACAAUCUCUUUUUAAAGAAACCUAAACACCUCACUAUUACAAUGUCACACGCCGCAAUGAAACCAAUACAAACACACGAUACAAUUUCAUUAAUCUUCCUUCUCCGUGCGAUUCAUUUACUGGCACCAAUCUUCAUCAUCAUCUGCAGUAAAUACAGAAAAGGGUUUGGAAAUUAAUUCUGCAAAAAACUACCACUUCCGUUUCUCAAAAGAGUUACUCUUUUGACUUUAGGGAAAAAUAAAUAGUGUUAAAUUGUAGUUGACUUUCUAAUUUUACCCUUGAUGUGAUUAAUAAAAAUAAAAUGUGAUAGUUUAAUUGUUAAUAAAAAAAUAUGAUGCAAUAAAUAGGUUAGGAAAAAGUAGGGAUAAAGAGAACUGUUUUAAGAAAAAAAAUGAAAGAGAGAAUUUCAAGAAACAGAGAAAGUAUUAAAAAAGACGGUCUGGGAUUUCAAAUCUGAACUCAUCUAAAGCCCUUUUAUUAGAAUUAAUCGAGAAAAAAACAUAAACCUGGCGUGAUGAAAUAAAUAAGAAACAAGUUCUUCAAAAAAGUAUUAAUCAAGAAACAAACUCAGAAAGGCAAGAAGAAUUAAAAUAUGAAACGUAUUCAGCAAAAAAUUAUUUAUAAUAUCAAACUCAAUGGAUUUGAGCUAAAUCAAUCACGAAAAAAUUUAAGAGAUGAAAUAGAAGAAAAUUUUAGUAGUUUAUGGGGUUGAAUUUGAUAGCCCGCUCAGCCAUCAACGCCGGUAGGCUCUGACGGCGGGCAGUCUUCAUCGCAGUAGAGCGGAGGAAAGGGGCUCGGGGAUAAUAAAUAUCAGCCGGAGAACCGCCAGCUUCUCCGGCGGCGACCGGAGAGGGCAGCUCUGACCGCGCCGAUUCCCAUCCCCAAACCGCCGAUUGCAGCCGCCCCCGCUCAGAUAAGAUCAAGUAGUUAUGGAUUCUUUGCCCUACGUUUUCUUUUUAUAGGCGCGGUUGCCAGUGGAAUUGUCUAAACCACCCCUGACGGGUCCUCAGCUACCCGGGGUGUUUACGUCAAAUGGUUCCACCCCUGCCUCCAACGCAAGAUAAGCCCACUCAAACCCUAUUAUUUGUCAUCUCCCUCGCUUUCCUUCUCAUCUUACCGGGAUUGGGAUCGGAUUGGAAUCUAAGAUUGGAUCGGUGUUACUUCGGCAUUAGUCGUCUAAGCUUUAAAGUCUCUGAGUAUGGCUGCUGACCCUUCAAAGGUCAUCCAUGUCCGGAACGUGGGACAUGAGAUUUCUGAGAAUGAUUUACUUCAGCUCUUUCAGCCAUUUGGGGUAGUAACUAAACUUGUGAUGCUAAGAGCCAAAAAUCAGGCCCUCCUGCAAAUGCAAGAUGUUCCUUCAGCUGUCAAUGCCUUGCAGUUUUACACAAAUGUGCAACCUAGCAUAAGAGGAAGGAAUGUUUAUGUUCAGUUCUCAUCGCACCAAGAGCUGACAACCAUGGAGCAGAACACACAGAGCCGAGCCGAUGAGCCUAAUCGAAUUCUCUUAGUUACAAUACAUCACAUGCUAUACCCUAUAACCGUGGAAGUGCUGCAUCAAGUGUUUUCCCCACAUGGAUUUGUAGAGAAGAUCGUCACUUUUCAGAAGUCUGCUGGUUUUCAAGCUUUGAUUCAAUAUCAAACAAACCAAAUUGCAAUUACUGCUCGGAAUGCUCUUCAGGGCCGUAAUAUCUAUGAUGGCUGCUGUCAACUGGACAUUCAGUUUUCAAACCUAGAUGAAUUACAAGUGAACUAUAAUAAUGACAAAUCAAGGGAUUUCACCAACCCAAACCUACCAACUGAACAAAGGGGGAAAUCUUCUCAACAUGGCUAUGGAGAUGCUGGAGGGAUGUAUCCCUUACAAGCCUCAGGUGCCCAUGCAGUGGGAUUUCAUCAGAUGGGGAAUUCUGCCAUUGCAGCUGCAUUUCCCGGCGGGUUGCCUCCUGGAAUAAGUGGGACAAAUGAUAGGUGCACUAUUCUUGUUUCCAAUCUAGAUCCGGAUAGAAUAGACGAGGACAAGCUUUUUAACCUUUUCUCCAUUUAUGGAAACAUUGUCAAAAUCAAACUUCUACGCAACAAACCGGAUCAUGCACUGGUUCAGAUGGGUGAUGGUUUCCAAGCUGAAUUAGCCGUCCACUUUCUGAAGGGAAGCAUACUCUUUGGCAAGCGGUUGGAGGUGAACUUCUCAAAGCACCCUAACAUAACGGCCGGACCGGAGACUCACGACUAUUCCAACUCCAACCUGAACCGGUUCAACCGGAACGCCGCGAAGAACUACCGCUAUUGUUGCUCGCCAACCAAGAUGGUCCACCUGUCAACCCUCCCGCCUGACGUGACCGAGUUGGAAAUCGUGUCCCACUUGGAGGAGCACGGCGCCGUGGUCGGCAGCAAGCUCUUUGAGAUGAAUGGGAAGAAGCAGGCCCUUGUCCUUUUCGAAAACGAAGAGCAGGCCACCGAAGCCCUUGCGUGCAAGAACGCGUCCUCCCUCGGCGGAUCCACCAUUCGGAUUUCCUUCUCUCAAUUGCAGAGCAUCUAAUUUUGGCACAAGAUUUUAAUGCCUCCCCUCUCUACUCAUUGUAUUCGACACUUUCUUCCAUUGUAACACUAGUUUCUUUUCUUCAUAGGGCCUAUUGGGUAAAGACUCUGAAACAAAACAAAAAAUAGUUUUUUCUUCGAAGAUUAUAUUGGAAACAUUUGAAACUUGUGUGAGAAUUAAAGAGUUUCUACUGCA
Molecule: messenger RNA, 2809 nt
Organism: Cuscuta campestris
Lineage: Eukaryota; Viridiplantae; Streptophyta; Magnoliopsida; Solanales; Convolvulaceae
Source: the annotation of a GenBank genome assembly